AUGUUCAACAACUCGCAUUCCCUUGGAUUGGACGACAUCGCACGUCGUGCAUAUGGGCACGGUGUUGGAUACCACGCUGUCUUGAUCUGGAGCGACGGGUCUGCCGUGGCGUGCGGCACUCGGAGUGACGGCCCCGCCGUGGCACGCGGCGACAAUGCGACGUGUCAGUGCGACCUCCCUGCGCUGCAUGCAGGCCUCACCUACGCGCAGGUUGCCGCUGGAUCAUGGCACAGCGUUUUGCUCAGGAGCGACGGUUCCGCCGUGACCUGUGGCCUGAAUGAACCUUGUCAGUGCGACCUCCCGGCGUUGCCCGAGGGCGUUGCGUACACGCAGAGCGACGGCUUCGCCGUGGCCUGUGGCAACAAUGUUUUCGGUCAGUGCGAUUUGCCCGUGCUGGUCUCGGGCCUCACUUACAUGCAGGUUGCCGCCGGAUCCUACCGCGCCAUCCUGCUCAGGUGCGACGGCACCGCCGUGGCAUGCGGCUGCAAUGAAGAGGGCCAAUGCGACCCCCCGGCAUUGAUCGCGGACCUCAUCUACGCACAGAUCGCCGCUGGACAGCACUAUUACGCUCCAGUGCGCAGCUGGCACGGUGGCGGAUACCACGCCGUCCUCAUCAGGAGCGACGGCUCCGCCGUUGCGUGUGGCAGUAGUGAAGAUUGUCAAUGCGACCUUCCCGCGCUGAAUGCGGGCCUGACCUACUCGCAAGCUUUCGCUGUUUUUUUCCACGCCGUGCUGCUCAGGAGCGACGGCAUCGCCGCGACAUGUGGCCCGAAUGACAUCGGCCAGUGCGAUCUCCCAGCGUUGAUCGGUGGCCUGACUCAUACGCAGGUUGCCAUAGGGAUGUACCGCACUGUCCUGCUCAGCACCUACGACACCUACGGCACACACGGCACCUACAGCACCUACAGCACCUACAGCACCCACGGCACCUACAACACCUACAGCACCUGCAGCACCCACGACGCCUACAGCACCUGCCGCACAGCAUGUACAAGACCCACGGCACCAACAGCAUCACACCACGGCACCUACAGCACCUACAGCACCCACAGCACCCACGGCACCCACAGCACCUACAUUACCUACAACACCGACAGCACCCACAAGACCUCCCUAUACAGCACAUACAGGACCUACAGCAGCCACGGCACCUACAGCACCCACAGCACCGACGGCACCCACAGCACCUACACCCCCUACAGCACGCACAUCACCUACAGCACCCACGGCACCCACAUCACCUACAGCACCCACAGCACCCACGGCACCUACAGCACCCACAACACAUACAGCACCCACAGCAUCCACAACACCCGUAUCACCUACAGCACCGUCAGCACCUACAGCACCCACGGCACCUACCGCACCCACAGCACCCACAACACCUACAUAACUUACAGCACCCACAGCACCCACAGCACGUACAGCACCUACAGCACCUACAGCACCCACAGCAACUGCAUUCCACCUACAGCACCCAGCACGUUCAGCACCUACCGCACUUACAGCACAUACAGCUAUUGCAGCACCCACAUCAACUACAGCGCUUGCAGCACACACAGCAACUGCAGCACCCAGAACACACACUGCACCAACAUCACCUACAGCACCUACAGCACCUACGGCACAUACAGCACCCACGGCACCCACAGCACCUACCGCACCUACAGCACCCGCGGCGCUUACUGCAUUUUCACUAACCACAGCACUUGCAGCACCCACUGCACCCACAGCACGUAA
Molecule: messenger RNA, 1740 nt
Organism: Prorocentrum cordatum
Lineage: Eukaryota; Dinophyceae; Prorocentrales; Prorocentraceae
Source: the annotation of a GenBank genome assembly